Messenger RNA from Lasiodiplodia theobromae, 2265 nucleotides. Its product is annotated as PGAP1-like protein. The transcript is spliced from 2 exons. Lineage: Eukaryota; Fungi; Ascomycota; Dothideomycetes; Botryosphaeriales; Botryosphaeriaceae. The coding region runs from base 1 to 2265 and encodes 754 amino acids. The record is from RefSeq and is a predicted model, not a curated record.
AUGAUGGAGAAGCCUCCCCCGCCGCUUCCGCCCCGCGGGCGCUCUGAUACGAUCCGUCAAUCGCCCUAUGGCGAGGCGCCGCCGCCGUAUGCGGAAACCGACGACCACUCCCAUCCGCUGCAUGUUCUGGCCACGCACGAUCCACGCUCGUCCUCGACCCAGUCGCUCGUCCCCGCUGAGGACCAGGCUAUGCGCGGCCGCCGCAAGCUGCUGCUCGUCUACAUUCAUGGCUUCAUGGGCGACGAGACCAGCUUCCAGAGCUUCCCCGCACACGUCCACAACCUGGUUACCGUGACGUUGAGCGAGACACAUGUGGUCCACACCAAGAUUUACCCCAAGUAUCGAGCUAGGAAUACAAUAGAGUAUGCAACGGAGCAGUUCAGCAAAUGGCUCACUCCUCACGCCGACGCUGAUACCGACAUUAUCCUCCUCGGCCACUCGAUGGGCGGCCUCGUGUCAGCUGAAGUGGUCUUGCUGCCUCCUCACGGCCCGGGCGCCUUCAUGGGCCAGGCCUUUCGGCACCGCAUCCUUGGUAUCAUAAACUUUGAUGUGCCUUUCCUUGGGAUGCAUCCUGGCAUCAUUUCCGCUGGUCUGAGCAGCAUCUUCCGCCCCGCUGAAGAUAAAUCCCCUGAGCACAGUCCCCAACCCGCAGAGCAGUCCUACCAUCCCCAAAACCACCCUUCUGCGCACAGUAGCGUGAGCACACUUGAUCUGGGCCCGCCCCUUCGGAACGACACCCUCUUCUCUACUAACCCUAAUGAUCCAAACUACAAUCCCCGCUUUGACAACGACGUCAUACUUCCGGUGCGCAAAGGCUGGGAGAAUGCCUUGCACUUCUUUGCAAAACACUCAGAUGGCCUCGUGCAAGCCUCAAGGCAAUAUGUCAAGUCUCACCUCGAGUUUGGCGGCACUAUGGCGGACUAUCCUGGCUUGAACAAGAGAUACAAGCGUGUCCGUGCCCUCGAAGAAGAGGAUGAGGCAAAGAGAAGAGCAGCCGUUGCCGUUGUGGGACGCAAUCCUCCCUCGGUUCCACGUGUGCGUUUUGUAAACUUCUACACGGCUAGUACCGGCCGUCCCAAGAAGGCAAAAACCCCUGAACCCGGGGUCGCCUCCAAUGACUUUGGCAUGUCUGAUCUUAGCCUUGCUUCGUCCAGUCAGGAUCCGCGGUUGAGUGUUAGCCAUUCCCAGUCUAUAAGCCCACGGAUUUCAAUCGAAGAGCACGAAGACAGCGAGCAGUUGAGCAUGCAAAUGUCACCAAAGGCAGAGGAGCUCAGGCAGAUUUCCCCAGCCCCUCUUAGUGACCACGAUCUGACUCCAACUCACUCGCUAAACCAAGAGCCCUUAGAGGCAGCAGGUGUAUCUCUCUCGGGUAUACCAGAACCCCCAGCCGAGCCUCUGCUCCCAGACUUGGAGGCUUGCCCAGAUGCAGAAUCUCGCAAGGCUGCUAUGAAGCAGCAUGAGCAAGCUCUCAAGGACUACAAGCGUGCCGUGAAGGAUCGCAAUGCUUUGAUCAAGCAACGGACGAAGGAAGCAGAGAAGCUAGCAAAGGAGGCCAAGAAAGAGGAGAAGAGGAAAGCCAAGGAAGCCAAAGUCAGAGAAGAAAAGGAGCAAGCUAAACAAGGACAUCCGGAGAGUCAGAAGUCGGGCGAAGAGCUCCGGCUCGAAAAGGAAAGACAGCGCAUGGAAGCCGAAGGCCAGCGCAUGGCAGAGGCGGAACGCGAGCGCAUGAAGAUGCAGCGGAAGAUGCUCGGCUUGCCCCCGGAGGAGGAAAGCUCGGAGAUCGUGCAGGAGGAGAAGCAAGCGGAGCCGGUGGAGCACGAAAAGCCGACUUCCCUGGAGCCUUCGCGGUCACGCUCGGCGAGCCCGUCGGCCUCUCUCUCUCCUUCUCAACAUCGCAGGGGGUCUUCACAAGCUUCCCUUUGUCAUCGCAGAGGCUCCUCGCAGGCUACCUCUUAUCGCAGAGAGUCUUCGGAGGUCACCUCCCCUCGUCGCAGAGACUCUUCGCAAGCUACCCCAGGAAAGAAGAAGAAGGACCGCAAGUUCUGCGUUUUGCCCUCAAAGGACCCGCGUACCGGACAGCGUGAUCCCGCCUGGAUACGUGUGUACAUGGAAGGUUUUGACGAAGUUGGCGCUCACUGUGGCCUGUUCUUCGUGAGCGAGACCUACGAACGCCUCGUUGGCGAGGUGGCUGAAAAGAUCGAACGCUGGGUCUUAGAAGAUGUGAGCGAGCGAGCCGUGAGGGAAUUAGAGAGUCAGGUAAUUUGA